AUGCAUCCUUGUGUUUUUACAAUUUUGUCACUUAUGAUGCUACGCCUUGUGACAGUAUAUGGCUACCACCAAUUGGUAGCGGUGGAAGGAGGAGGAGGAGAUGAUACUAAUGGUGUUAUCAGAAACAAGUGUUUGGAUAUGGAGAGACAUGCUCUGCUUCUUUUCAAAGCUCCCCUUCAAGAUCCUGAUGGCAGUCUCUCAACAUGGAGACCUGAUGAACAUGACUGCUGUCAAUGGAAAGGAGUCACGUGCAACAACCAAACAGGUCAUGUUACAGAGCUUGAUAUCAGUGACUAUAAUCUUGGAGGUGAGAUUAGCCAAUCAUUGCUUAAUUUAAGCUAUUUAAACUUUCUUGAUCUUUCCUACAAUUCUUUUGGUGGAACCAUUCCCACCUUCUUUGGUUCCAUGACUCGAUUAACAGACCUAAAACUCAACUCCAAUAAUCUUAACGGAACCAUUCCCAGAUGCAUUGGUUCCUUGACAGAAUUAAGGCACCUUGACCUUUCUGCUAACUCUUUUUAUGGAAUCAUUCCUCCAGAGUUUGGAAAUCUCACCAACUUGCAAUACCUUUACCUUGGAGUUGUUGGCAGAUGUAGAGUUGAGAACCUACACUGGUUGUCUUCUCUAUCCCAUUUGCAGCAACUUGGGAUGGAUGGGAUUUCCCUAGCCAAACAAAAUCAUUGGGUAGAUGUAAUUUCAAGUCUCCAAAGCCUAUCAUGGUUAAGUUUAGAUGGAUGUGAGCUGUCACAGGUCAUGUAUCCAUAUUCUUCUUCAUUUCUCAACUCUUCUUCUUCAUCUAUUGAAGUCCUUUAUCUUGGAAACAACAGUCUCACCUCAUCCAUGUAUCGUUGGUUGUUCCCAUUAACCACCAAUAAGCUUCAAAUCCUUGAUCUCUCUAGCAACAUGUUAGAUGGGAUACCCAAAUAUCUUGGUAACCUCUGUAGUUUGGAAAGUUUGAGCUUUGCUAACAACUCUGCUGUUGUCAAAUUUCCUGGUUUUCUGUACACCUUGUCUGGAUGCACAUCACUUACAUUGCAAGAAUUGGAUGCUUCUUAUAACCAGUUUAUAGGGCCAUUGUCUGAUGACAUCCAAAAGUUUUCAUCCCUAAGACAUUUAUGGGUAUCUCAUAAUCACUUAAAUGGCAUUAUAAGUGACAAAGUGUGGGAACUACCCAUGCUUGAAGAGAUUGACGUUUCUUCCAAUUCUUUUAGAGGUGCCAUCUCUAAAAACAUUGGAAAGUCGAAGGCUUUUGAGAUAUAUCUUUCAGAAAACCAACUCCAAGGAGUUCCUUCCACAGAUCACAUGUCAAACCUUUCUUAUGUACAGCUUAUUGAUAUGAACUCUUGCAAUCUAGGGCCUCAUUUCCCCAAAUGGGUUCAAACACUGAGAAAUCUCACCCGUCUUCAUAUUGCCAAUUCCAAAAUUUCAGACAAAAUUCCUAUGGAGUUUUGGGACACAUGGCCUUCUCAGUUAAGAUAUUUGAAUCUCUCUUCCAACAACAUCAGCGGUGAAGGACCAGAUUUAUCAUCAAAUUUUGACAACGGUUCAGUGAUGGAUUUGAGUUCCAACAGUUUUUCUGGUCCACUAUCGAAUGUCUCUUCCACUUUGGCAUUGUUAAACCUUUCCAGAAACAAAUUCAAUGGAGGAAUCUCUUUUUUAUGCCAAAUGGUUGGUGGGUUUUUGGAAGUUCUUGACCUCUCCCAUAACCUUUUCACGGGAAAACUUCCAGAUUGUUUGUGGCAUCUCAAACUACUAAAAGUCCUUAAUCUAGGACACAACAAUCUAUCUAGAAGACUUCCUCCCUCAAUUGGAUAUUUGAGAGAACUUGAGGUGCUGGAUUUAUACAAGAACAACUUUUCUGGAGAAUUGCCAUUAUCCUUGAAGAAUUGCACGAGUUUAAACUUGAUGAAUUUGGGGGCCAACAAGUUUUCUGGUAAUGUGCCUGUUUGGAUUGGGGAAAACUUAUGGGGGUUGUAUGUUCUUAUCCUAAGAUCAAACAACUUCUUCGGAACCAUCCCUUUACAGUUAUGUUAUCUUGAAAAUCUUCAAGUUUUAGACUUGUCAAUGAACAAUCUCCAGGGAACCAUCCCCUCAUGUUUGAAUAAUCUUACAAGCAUGGUUCGUGAACGAUUCUUACCACCACCACCACCAAACACAUAUUCCAUUUUAACUAACUGGAUAAUAAAAAAGUCAGGAAAUGGUUAUUCAAACUCUAGCGAGUAUGUUGACCAUGCAACGAUUGAGUGGCAAGGAGAUGAACGUGAAUUCAGCAGAAGUCUGAGAUUGUUGAAGAGCAUUGACAUGUCGAGCAACAAUUUAACAGGACAAAUCCCAUAUGAACUUACCGAUCUCUAUGACUUAAUUGCACUCAACUUAUCAAAGAACAGUCUUCUUGGAAAGAUUCCAUUGAAAAUUGGUCAAAUGAAAAAACUUCUAGUUUUGGAUUUAUCUAAAAACUUCUUUUCAGGAGGGAUACCAUCAAGUAUGUCUCAAAUGAGUUUAUUGAAUUACCUAGACAUGUCAUUUAAUAAUUUGUCAGGGAGAAUCCCAACUAGCACUCAGCUCCAGUCUUUUGAACCUUCAAGAUACGAAGGAAAUGCAGGACUAUGUGGACCUCCCGUUUCCAAAAAAUGUCCAGGAGAUGAAGAAUCAGAAGUACCAUUGGUGAUUGGUAAAAGCAAGGGUGAGGGGGAAGACGUGGAUGAAGUUUGGAAUUGGUUUCACAUUGGUGAGGGCUGUGGUUUUGCUACUGGAUUUUGGAUAGCAUGUGGAGCUUUACUUGUCAACAGUCAUGGGAGACGAGUUUUUUUUCACUUUUACGAUGGCGUCGAAGAUUGGGUUUAUGGGAAGGUGGCAUUGUUCAUUGAAGAUUUGCGGAGGGUUGCAUAUAUGUAG
Lactuca saligna is the source of this 2895-nucleotide messenger RNA. Lineage: Eukaryota; Viridiplantae; Streptophyta; Magnoliopsida; Asterales; Asteraceae. The record is from the annotation of a GenBank genome assembly.